AUGACAAUACGUAGUUCGGAAGCAUUGGAAUUAAUUGAACUUGCUAAAAAGCAAAAUCGUAUACUUUGUCCAUAUCAAAAUCGUCGAUAUGAUUCAGGUUAUCGUACAAUAAAAGAAAUAAUUAAUAGAAAAUUAUUAGGUGAUGAAAUACACGAGUGUGUAAUACACUUUGAUCGUUAUCGACCAGAAUUAAACGAUAGUAAUGCAUGGCGCGAACGAAGUGAACCGGGUGCUGGCGCUUUUUAUGAUUUAGGUUCACAUCUAAUUGAUCAAACAUUAAGUUUAUUUGGACAUCCGCAAACAAUUACAGCUGACAUUCGAAUACAACGAUCCGGGGCUCAUGUCGAUGAUUAUUUUGAUGUUCGGCUUGAUUAUGGUCGUUUACGUGUUACUCUUAAAAGAAGUAUGCUGAUUCGAGAAAUGGGACCACGAUAUGUUUUACACGGUUUAAAAGGUUCAUUCAUAAAAUAUGGUGAGGAUGUUCAAGCAAGUGUACUUCAGACGGGUACUAUGCCACCAACUGUCGAUGAAAAACUGACAGAAAACUCUUGGGGUAAAGAACCAAUUGAAGAUUAUGGAUUUCUUCAUACAGAAACCAAUGAUGGCAUAAUCAUAAAAGAAAAAUUUGAAACAUUAACUGGUAAUUAUGGACUGUUUUAUGAACAAUUAUAUGCUGCUAUUGUUCAUGGAAAAGAAUUAGAAAUUCGACCUGAAGAUGGUUAUAAUGUUAUCCGUAUUAUUGAACUUGGUUUACAAAGUAGUCAAGAAAAACGAACAUUACAAUGCAAUCAACUUUUAUGA
Rotaria socialis is the source of this 801-nucleotide messenger RNA. The record is from the annotation of a GenBank genome assembly. NCBI's taxonomy places the organism in Eukaryota, Metazoa, Rotifera, Eurotatoria, Philodinida, Philodinidae.